This is a messenger RNA of Bipolaris maydis ATCC 48331, 1475 nucleotides long. Its product is annotated as S-adenosyl-L-methionine-dependent methyltransferase. Gene Ontology annotation, cellular component: nucleus. NCBI's taxonomy places the organism in Eukaryota, Fungi, Ascomycota, Dothideomycetes, Pleosporales, Pleosporaceae. The record is from RefSeq and is a predicted model, not a curated record. Gene Ontology annotation, biological process: peptidyl-arginine methylation. Gene Ontology annotation, molecular function: protein-arginine N-methyltransferase activity.
GGCGAUCGCAGAACAAAUCUCUCUUCUCUUGCCUUGCAUAAAUUUUCUCCCUCAACUCCCAGAUUCGUUAGCUUUUACAAUCGUCAUGGCGAGCCAGCAAGAGACAGGAAAGAAGGACCCUCUCACGGGCAUGGCGCACUCUGAGGCGCAUUAUUUCAACAGUUACAACCACCAUGGCAUCCACGAGGAAAUGCUGAAAGAUGAAGUGCGAACCAAGAGCUACCGCGAUGCCAUAUACCAAAACCCCCACCUGUUCAAGGACAAGGUCGUUCUUGAUGUCGGAUGCGGCACCUCGAUUCUCAGCAUGUUCGCCGCCAAGGCCGGUGCAAAGCACGUUAUCGGUGUUGACAUGUCAACCAUUAUCGAAAAGGCAAAGGAGAUUGUCGAGGUCAACGGCCUGUCGGAUAAGAUCACCCUGCUGCAAGGCAAGAUGGAAGAGGUUGUCCUGCCCUUCGACAAGGUCGACAUAAUAAUAUCCGAGUGGAUGGGAUACUUCUUGCUCUACGAGUCCAUGUUGGAUACUGUCCUGUAUGCGCGCGACAAGUACCUGGUCAAGGACGGCCUGAUCUUCCCUGACAAGGCUACCAUUUUCAUGGCCGGUAUCGAAGAUGGCGAGUACAAGGAUGAGAAGAUUGGCUUCUGGGACAACGUCUGGGGCUUCGACUACUCCCCACUCAAGGCCACUGCCAUGACUGAACCUCUCGUCGACACUGUUGACAUCAAGGCCGUCGUUACUGACCCUUCACCGGUCAUCACCCUCGACCUUUACACGUGCACCGUUGCCGACCUCGCAUUCCGGUUACCAUACGAGCUCAAGGUACGCCGCAACGACUUUGUCCACGCCGUCAUUGCAUGGUUCGACAUUGAGUUUGCCGCCUGCCACAAGCCCAUCCGCUUCUCCACCGGCCCUCACACGAAGUACACGCACUGGAAACAGACUGUCUUCUACCUCAAGGACGUCUUGACCGUCGAAGAGGGCGAGACAAUCAGUGGUAUUCUGGAGAACAAGCCCAGCGAGAAGAACCACCGCGACUUGGACAUUACCAUCUCCUACAAGCUCGAGACCCAGGAUAUGCACAGGCAGGCGGCUGGCGAGGCACAGUACAAGAUGUGCUAGAGGAUUUGUGUAUGUGUAUACAAGUAGACCACGAAGUUUGUAGGUCUUGAAACAAGAAAGAGAGAGAGAGAGAGAGAGAGAAAUGGGGAUUUCUUGUUGCAUGCUUUCUUGAUCGAUAGACUUUUGUGCUCGCACAACGGUAAAACCCGGCGUUUUGUUUUUUCUUUCCGUUCUCUUUUUUUGUUACUUUCAACAACUGUUUUGGUCAUAACACGGAGUGUGUAUGUGGGUGGGUGUGGACCUGGGCUUGGGUCUUUAUUGAAUUGCGGGAAAAAUCUAGGGUAGCAUGAGCAUGCGUGUCACGAGUUAUGAAGCAGGGACCAAUCGAAUCAUUGGGAAUUCCUCCCCUAAAACAAAA